This is a messenger RNA of Lycium barbarum (goji berry), 2358 nucleotides long. Its product is annotated as L-type lectin-domain containing receptor kinase S.4-like. Gene Ontology annotation, biological process: protein phosphorylation. Gene Ontology annotation, cellular component: plasma membrane. NCBI's taxonomy places the organism in Eukaryota, Viridiplantae, Streptophyta, Magnoliopsida, Solanales, Solanaceae. The transcript has a single exon. Gene Ontology annotation, molecular function: protein kinase activity; ATP binding; carbohydrate binding. Bases 136 to 2091 code for a protein of 651 amino acids. The record is from RefSeq and is a predicted model, not a curated record.
UCAGUAUAGUCCAAGCAUAAAUGUGACCUUUUUUUUCUCCGACUUUCCUUCUCAACUCCAUAUAUGCCCAUUCUCUCAAUACAAAAAUCUCUCUACUCAUUACAAAAUCUUGUAGUUUCUCUUACUUAAAAUAAAAUGUUCAGUUUUCUUACAUUCUUCUGCUUUAUGAUUUCCUUCUCAAUUCUUGCUUCAUCUGAACUUGAUGAAUUCACUUUUACAACAUUCAAUGUACCAAAUACUAACAACAACAUAACCUUGAGUGGAGUAGCAAAAAUAGGCCAAAAUGGUUUUCUUCAAUUAACCAAUGACACAAAUAGACAAAUGGGCCAUGCUUUUUAUUCUUCACCUUUCCACUUCAAGAACUCCAGUAAUUCCUCUGCCUCCUCUUUUUCGACGUGUUUCGCGUUGGCCAUAGUCCCCCAGUAUCCAAAACUCGGGGGCCAUGGCCUAGCGUUCACGAUUUCCCCCUCAAAUGACUUCAGUACAGCUCUUCCUAGCCAGUACUUAGGCCUGUUAAAUGCUAGUGAUAUUGGUAAUUUCUCUAACCACAUUUUUGCUGUUGAAUUUGAUACAGUACGAGAUUUUGAGUUUGGGGACAUUAAUGAUAACCAUGUUGGUGUUAAUAUUAACAGUUUACAGUCCAAUAAGUCUGCUGCAGCUGCCUACUUCAAUGAUGAUGAUAAAAAACAAGAUAUGGAUCUUAAAAGUGGGAAAGUUAUUCUUGCUUGGGUAGAAUAUGAUUCUGUUACAAAAUUAGUUAAUGUUACCCUUUCACCAAAUUCUUUAAAACCCAAAAUUCCUCUUUUGUCCUUUCAUUUAGACCUUUCUCCAAUUCUCAAAGAAAAAAUGUAUGUUGGCUUCUCUGCUUCUGCUGGUUUGCUUGCUAGUUCACAUUAUAUUUUAGGUUGGAGUUUUAAGUUAAAUGGAGAAGCCAAAUUUCUUGACUUGGAUUCAUUGCCAUCACUUCCUGGACCUAAGAAGAAACACACUGAAUUAAUUAUAGUUGUAUCAAUUAUAGCGGUUGUUUUCGCGUUAAGUGCGAUACUGGUUGCUAUUUAUUUAAUAUGGAGAUUCAAGAAUGCUGAUGUGAUAGAGCCUUGGGAGCUUGAGAUUGGUCCUCAUAGAUACUCUUACCUAGAACUCAAGAAAGCUACUAGAGGUUUUAAGGAAAGUGAACUACUCGGGCGUGGUGGCUUUGGCAAAGUCUACAAGGGUAUUUUAGGUAAAUCAAAAGCACAAAUCGCUGUAAAACGCAUUUCCCAUGAAUCUAAACAAGGGUUGCGAGAAUUUGUGUCUGAAAUUGCUAGCAUUGGAAGACUCCGUCAUAGGAAUUUGGUUCAAUUGUUAGGGUGGUGCAGACGUCGUGGUGAUUUGUUGCUUGUAUAUGAAUUUAUGCCCAAUGGAAGCUUGGAUAAAUUUUUGUUUGAUCGACCCAAAAUUGUGUUAACUUGGGAACAAAGGCUCAAUAUCAUCAAAGGGAUUGCUUCGGGUUUAUUGUACUUACAUGAAGGUUAUGAACAAGUCGUGGUACAUCGAGACAUCAAGGCUAGUAAUGUGCUACUAGAUGGUGAAUUGAACGGUAAACUUGGAGAUUUUGGACUAGCAAGAUUAUAUGACCAUGGUUCAAAUCCGUCCACGACUAGGGUGGUAGGUACAUUAGGGUACCUUUCACCGGAAUUAUCAAGAACGGGAUGGGCCACAUCAUCAUCUGAUGUGUUCGCCUUUGGUGCUUUUUUACUCGAGGUUGUCUGUGGUCGUAGGCCAAUUGAACAAAAGGCAAGACCUGAGGAGUUCGUUCUAGAGGAUUUGGUGUGGGAUAAAUUGGGAGAAGGGAAAAUUCUUGAUGUUGUGGACUGCCGAUUGAAAGGCGAAUUCAAUGAGAGUGAGGUUUUAAUGGUGUUAAAAUUGGGGCUGAUGUGCUCAAAUAACCAGCCACUGGCGCGACCGAGCAUUAGGCAAGUGAUAAGAUACUUGGAAGGUGAAAUUGUGAUGCCUGAGGCUCCAAUGGCCCGAGGUUCGGAUGAUAUUGAAGGAUUAGGAUUCGACGAAAAUGAACUCUGGAAUUCUUUAGGAUCAACUAAUAGUAUAUAGUCAAGUUCAUUUACAUGUUUGUCUAAUGGAGAUGGAUGGUAAUUUUGUUUCUUUGCUACUUCACCACUUCUACUUCUAUAUAAUGGUGAAGUACCUAGCUACUGAUCUGAACUAGCAUACAAAUGUUCUCUUUAUUUUUCCAGGAACAUAACACUACAUUUUUUUCCUUUGCUUAGUCUUUCCUCUCUGUAUCAAUUCUACUCUAUAAAGGUUCAGUUGCAUAAUCUAAAGUCUCUUCAGUUGAACAAUGGAUAAAGAUUGAUGUAA